This is a messenger RNA of Glycine soja, 1185 nucleotides long. RefSeq lists its product as uncharacterized. Bases 153 to 893 code for a protein of 246 amino acids. The transcript has a single exon. The record is from RefSeq and is a predicted model, not a curated record. Lineage: Eukaryota; Viridiplantae; Streptophyta; Magnoliopsida; Fabales; Fabaceae.
AACACAGAACAUCUUUGUUCUUUUCAACCCUACAAGUUUCCCGCUCUUGAAUACCCUCCAAAGCAGAAAACUAGUAACCAUAUAUUCUUAUUACUUACAAAGAACAAGACCAUCACUAUUACUUCACAGUUCAUAAAGGUUCCAAGUCCAACAUGGGAAACUGCUUGUUAGGAGGCAUUUCAGAUCCUGAAUUAGUAAUCAAAGUCACAACAUCUAAUGGCGGCAUCAUGGAAUUCUAUGCUCCAAUUACUGUGAGUUUCAUCACUAGUGAAUUCCCGGGGCAUGGCAUAUUCCCAAGCCAUGACCUAUUCUGCAAACCACUUAGCCAAUUUGAUGAGUUGGUGGCAGGACAGUCAUACUACUUACUACCACUUAACAACAAACCUGAACACCCUUCUGCCUCCGGCCACAUCGGCGGUGACAACAGCGCUAUUCGGCAAGGCCAUGUUCGUUCUCAUAGCGUUCCUACAACACCCUACCCUCCGCCAUAUAGAAUGUCCUUGGACUACCAACACCACCAAGGAAUGAAGUUUCUCAACAAAACCUCCAUAGAACCUUUCUCUUGUAGGACUAGUACUAGUAAAAGCAGCAUAAUUACUAGUAGCAGUAGUAGUAAAAGCAGCAAAAUUACUAGUAGUAGUAAAAGCAGCAGGUUCUGGAAAGUGAAGCUUGUGAUAACUCCUCAACAAUUGAUGGAAAUUUUGUCACAAGAGGCUAGAACCAAGGAGUUGAUAGAGAGUGUUAGGAUUGUAGCCAAAUGUGGGGUUGCUGCAGGUGGCAUUUUACCAGCAUCUGCUGCACCAAGCAUAUUAUCUGAUCAGUGGAGCCUUUCCAGCAGUGGUAGGAGUGCUUGUGAUUCCUCUAAGGUUGAUGCAUUAGUGGUUGACAUUUAGUACAUUAGCACAAUGUAUGAAAAAAGAUUAGCAACGUGGUUUAACUCUUUCUUAAUUUCUAGUCCUUACUAAGCUCCUUUUUUUUAUUGCCAUAUAUGUUUCUUUGUUGAUUUUGUUUGCUUGUAAAAGUUCAGUUUAGACACAUUCUGUCAUGUAAUGUAUAAUCUCUGUGCAUUUGUUGUAUACUAGUGGUGUUAGCAUGUCCAGGGCACAAAUGUGUGUAUCUUUGCUUUAAUUUUUUUACUCUGUUUGGAACAGUAGUGCCAAAUCAAGCAGAAUUUUGCUACAGAAA